Molecule: messenger RNA, 843 nt
Organism: Paramuricea clavata
Lineage: Eukaryota; Metazoa; Cnidaria; Anthozoa; Malacalcyonacea; Plexauridae
Source: the annotation of a GenBank genome assembly
GGAGUUCUGCUAUUUCAAAAGAAUGCUCCGCUAUUUGAAAAGGGAGUUCUCCUAUUUGAAAAGAAUGCUCCGCUAUUUGAAAAGGGAGUUCUGUUAUUUGAAAAGAAUGCUCCGCUAUUUGAAAAGGGAGUUCUGCUACUUGAAAAGAAUGCUCCGCCAUUUGAAAAGAGAGUUCUGCUACUUGAGGAGGAAGUUCCGCUAUUUGAAAAGGGAGUUCUGCUAUUUCAAAAGAAUGCUCCGCUAUUUGAAAAGGGAGUUCUGCUAUUAGAAAAGAAUGCUCCGCUAUUUGAAAAGGGAGUUCUGCUAUUUGAAAAGACAGUAUCGUUAUUUGAAAAUGGAGUUCUGCUAUUUGAAAAGAAUGCACCGUUAUUUGAAAAGGGAUUUCUGCUAUUUGAAAAGAAUGCUCCGCUAUUUGAAAAGAGAGUUCUGCUACUUGAGGAGAAAGUUCCCCCAUUUGAAAAGAGAGUUCUGCUGUUUGAAAAGAAUGCUCCGCUAUUUGAAAAGGGAGGUCCGCUAUUUGAAAAGAAGUUUCCGCUAUUUGAACAGGGUGUUCUGCUAUUUGAAAAUAUUGUUCCGCUAUUUGAAAAGCGAGUUCUGCUAUUUGAAAAGAAUGCUCCGCUAUUUGAAAAGGGAGUUCUCCUAUUUGAAAAAAAUGCUCCGCUAUUUGAAAAGGGAGUUCUGCUAUUUGAAAAGAAAGUUCCGCUAUUUGAAAAGGGAGUUCUGCUAUUUGAAAAGAAUGCUCCGCUAUUUGAAAAGGGAGUUCUGCAACUUGAGGAGGAAGUUCCUCUAUUUGAAAAGCGAGUUCUGCUAUUUCAAAAGAAUGCUCCGCUAUUUGAAAAAGGA